Messenger RNA from Bubalus bubalis (water buffalo), 2965 nucleotides. It is a transcript of the gene BFSP1, whose product is annotated as beaded filament structural protein 1. The transcript is spliced from 8 exons. Gene Ontology annotation, biological process: lens fiber cell development. Gene Ontology annotation, cellular component: cytoplasm; intermediate filament. Lineage: Eukaryota; Metazoa; Chordata; Mammalia; Artiodactyla; Bovidae. Gene Ontology annotation, molecular function: structural constituent of eye lens. The coding region runs from base 531 to 2804 and encodes 757 amino acids. The record is from RefSeq and is a predicted model, not a curated record.
GGGUCUUUAAUGCCAUGGUGUAAUUAUGAAAAGUAGCUGCUUAAGUAAUCAGAAAAGAAAAAGGUAUUGUUAAAAAGCUCUAGAAUUGAGAGCUUGACAGAAAGAGAGAGAAGAGACAAAGCCAGGAGUCCUUGGGCUCUCCAGCUAGACCAAGGUUAACCAGCCCCCUUGGGCUUCCUUCGCAAUUCCACAGUGGAAACAAGUCAGAAGAAAGGUAUGCUUCUUUUGUCCUCCUGACCCUCCAUUUACUCAAAAGCAACGGGCUCGGGCUCGGCAAUCCCGGAACAAAACCCUCAUGGCGCUGGGUAACCUUCCAACCCUCAGAGCUCUAUGGGCCGCUAAGCCAGCGCACAAAAGCGGGCCCCGCCGCUCUUUUGUUCUUCCUGAGGCUGGGCGCCGCGUGGAGAGACAGCUGACACGCUCUGGAACGUCCCAGCUGCGCACCCUGGGCCUCCGAUGUUUAUUUAGCGGACUGCUGGCUCGGCUAGGUGCCUCCGGGACCCAGGCGUUCGCCCGCCCGCAGAGGAGCCAUGUACCGGCGCAGCUACGUCUUCCAAACCCGCAAGGAGCAGUACGAGCGCGCCGAGGAGGCGCCGCGCGCCGCAGAGCCGGACCGCCUGGCGGAGGCCCGGGCGGCCGCGCCGAGCCUGGCGGCGCUGCAGGGGCUCGGCGAGCGCGUGGCCGCUCACGUCCAGCGGGCCCGGGCGCUCGAGCAGCGCCAUGCCGUCCUCCGGAGGCAGCUGGACGCCUUCCAGCGCCUGGACGAGCUGGCAGGCCCCGAGGAUGCCCUGGCCCGCCACGUCGAGGGCAACCGCCAGCGCGCCCGGGACCUGGCAGCCGAGCGCACCCGGCUGGAGCGCCAGGGUGCAGAGGCGCAGCGCGCGCUCGACGAGUUCCGGAGCAAGUAUGAAAAUGAGUGUGAGUGUCAACUGCUGCUGAAGGAGAUGCUGGAACGACUCAACAAGGAGGCAGACGAAGCCCUGCUACGUAACCUGCGUCUUCAGAUUGAAGCCCAGUUUCUGCAGGAUGACAUCAGUGCAGCCAAGGACAGGUACAAAAAGAAUCUUCUGGAGAUUCAGACCUAUGUCACCAUCCUGCAGCAGAUCAUCCAGACCACCCCGCAGGCAGCCGCCAUAACGAGUGGGAUGCGGGAGGAGAAGCUCCUGACGGAACGGGAAGCCGCCGCCCUGCAGUGCCAGCUGGAGGACGGCAGGGAGAUGGUCUGCCUCCUGCAGGCCCAGAGAACCGAGCUGCAGGCCCAGACCGCGGCCCUGGAACAAGCCAUCAGAGACGCCCACGAGUGUUAUGAUGAUGAGAUUCAGCUCUAUAACGAGCAGAUCGACACCCUGCGGAAGGAGAUUGAAGAGGCAGAGAGGAGCCUGGAGAGAUCAUCCUAUGACUGCCGGCAGCUGGUGGUCGUCCAGCAGACCCUGAGGAAUGAGUUGGACCGGUAUCAUCGCAUCAUCGAGAAUGAAGGCAACAGGCUGAGCUCUGCCUUCAUCGAAACUCCAAUCACCCUGUACACUGCGAGCCACGGGGCCUCCCUCAGCCCUUGGCACGGUGGGAAAGAUCUCACCAGGGCUGUGCAGGAUAUAACUGCGGCAAAACCAAGACUCAAAGGCUUCCCCAAGAACCUUCCGAGGAAAAAGGAGAUGGUAGCGAAAGACAGAGCAGAUGAAAUUCUGGAAGAGACACCGCUGAGAGGUCCAGAGGACAUGAAGCCGGGGUGGGUGGUAAUCAAAGAAGAGGGCGAGUCUAAGCUUGAACCAGGAGAUGAAGAAGCAAGUCCCUCGACCCAGGAAGGGGCUCCGGAGGAUGUCCCAGAUGGAGGCAAGAUAAGCAAAGCCUUUGAGAAACUAGGCAAGAUGAUCAAGGAGAAGGUGAAAGGCCCCAAAGAACCCGAGCCCCCCACCGACCUGUACACCAAAGGGCGGUACGUGAUGGUCUCCGGAGAUGCCAGUUUCAUGGAUCCUGGCUUCUGUGUCUUCUCCGUCCCAGCCAAAGGGGGUGUGGUGGUGUCUAAGGGGGAUGACUCUGUGCCUCCUGACAGCGGCGUGCAACCCUCUCCCCCGCAGCCUGAGCCCCCUCUGGAGGAUGGACAGGGGCCCGCCCCGGAGAAAGAAGAUGGUCUGAAGGAGGAAGGGGGGCCCCCUGAGGGGAAAGGAGAGCCCCCUGAGGGGAAAGGAGACAGUGUGAAGGAAGAAGGGGGGCCCCCUGAGGGGAAAGGAGACGGUGUGAAGGAGGAAGGGGGGCCCCCUGAGGGGAAAGGAGACAGUGUGAAGGAGGAAGGGGAGCCCCCUGAGGGGAAAGGAGACGGUCUGAAGAAGGAAGGGGAGCCCCCUGAGGGGAAAGGAGAAGGUCUGAAGGAGGAAGAGGGGCCCCUGCAGGGGAAAGAAGAUGAACACCCCCCCACCCCGCACCCUGCAGACAAAGGGGAUGAGAAAAAUGCCAAAGAACUGAAGGGCCUUCAGGAGAAACAGGAUGACCAGAAGGAGGAGGGGGCCAGAGGGCCCUGUCCUAUGGUGGCGCCUGGUCCAGAGGGGCCAUCUACACCCUGGUCUCAAGGGCCUCAGGUCACUCUGGGUGGGUCCGAGGGGCAUGGGGCUUGGAGUGGCAGCCGGCCGGCGAGAAGCCCUCCCAGGAAACUGGCCUAUGAGAAGGUGGAGGUGAUGGAAUCCAUAGAGAAGUUUUCCACCGAGAGCAUCCAGACGUACGAAGAGACUGCUGUCAUUGUGGAGACCAUGAUUGAAAAGACGAAGGCAAACAAGAAGAAACUGGGAGAGAAGGGAUCCUCCAGUGCCUGAGCUAACCGGGAGGAGGUGCCUCUAGGCCCCUGUAGACACGUGCUUGGAUGUUUUAGAACAGAAGCUACAAGGGUGAGGAUACAAGGUUCUUUGGAUUAGAUCAUGGUUGGCCCAUCUGGCUUACCAGUGAAGCCUUAAUUAAAAUGUUUUCUUUGCUUGCA